Paramecium tetraurelia is the source of this 720-nucleotide messenger RNA. RefSeq lists its product as uncharacterized. Lineage: Eukaryota; Ciliophora; Oligohymenophorea; Peniculida; Parameciidae. The record is from RefSeq and is a predicted model, not a curated record. The transcript has a single exon.
AUGUAGAUGUAGACAUCUGAUGCUCAAUUUGAAUUGAUUUACCAAAACCUCUGUAAGGAUGAUAGGUUUUGCUUUGAUUUAAGAAUGCAAUUCGAGAAAAUUUUAAAAGCUGAGCAAGAGAGAUAUCGUGCAUACAGUGAUCUCGCUAACUUUCUGAGCGGACUAGCUAAGGAACCUUUUUAAGAAACAAUAUCUAUAAUUGAAAUGCUGGAAGAACUCGCAAAGAGCAUAUAAGAAGUGAAUUUAAAAUACAUGGAGAAAUAUAACGAUGACUAGGAUAAAGGACUUAUUAAAUUGUUGAAAUCAAAAAUAAUACCCAGCUUGGUAGAUGGACAGAGAUCUGUUGAAGUUUAGAAGAAGGCAUUAAAUGAAUACAAAGAGAAAGCCAUAAGAUUAAAGAAAUUGGAGUAAAAGAAGGAGGAAUACAUGAUGAAGAAUGACGAUAAGUUGCUCAACAUAGAGAAGCAAGUAUAGGAGGCUAGGAGAGAGAAACUGGAGAAGGGAUAAACAUUUAACUUCACAUAUUAAAACUACGUCGAAGAUAAAAAUGAUGAGUUAAAAGGCCUGUUCAAGCACUUCUUCAAUAGGCUUCUGGUGAUAUCUACGGCAGGUCUUCAGCAUUACUCAUUGGCCAUCAAUAAGGUUCACACAACAAAUGAAAUUAAGGAAAUUGAAUUUUAAUUGGGAGAAUUGGGUAUUAUAAAGAGGAAAAAAAAGUGA